Molecule: messenger RNA, 1860 nt
Organism: Bombus pascuorum
Lineage: Eukaryota; Metazoa; Arthropoda; Insecta; Hymenoptera; Apidae
Product: mitochondrial-processing peptidase subunit beta-like
Exons: 9
Coding region: 183-1640 (485 amino acids)
Cellular component (GO): mitochondrion
Molecular function (GO): metalloendopeptidase activity; metal ion binding
Source: RefSeq, a predicted model, not a curated record
GUUUUCUUAUAAAUUAUAAAGAACAGUAAAAAAAAACAAGAUAUUUAUGUAUAUCUUCAAUUGUUAUGUGUGUAAAACUGCAGUUUCUGUUUAAUAUAAUGGCUUGAAUUGUUUUGCAUGGACAAUUUGAAAUAAAAAUAAUAGCAUUUUUAAAAUAUUUAUUCCAGAUUCAAGACAGUACUAUGUAUAAAUAUAUAAAAAGAGAAUUUGUUUCUAUUUCAAGUAAACGUUAUAAGACACAGGACUUUAAAGGCAUUUCUAGAAAAAUGUCUAAAGCUUUAAAUACACAUUUUGAUAUAGAAAACUCAACAGAAUCUUGUUAUUUAAAUAAUGGCAUGCGUCUUAUAUGUGAACAUAAAAAAUCUUUCACUACCACCAUAGGAUGUUUCAUUCCAGCUGGUGCAAUGUAUGAAACACUGGAAGAACGUGGUAGUGCUAUAUUUCUAGAACAUUUAUUUUUCAGAAGGACAAAAUGCAGUAACAAAGAAGAAAUAGAAUGCAUGAUAGAAGAAAUUGGUGGAAAAGUUACAGCUCUUGCUAUGAGAGAUAUAUUUCUUUUUUAUGGAACAGUGCUUUCAUGUAAAAUAGACAAACUCAUUCAGUUAUUUGCGAAUGUAAUUUUGAAUGGAGUAAUAUGUGAUAAAGAUGUUACACAAGAAAAAAUUGUAAUUUUAGAAAAACUUUCUGAAAUGGAAUCAGAUAGAGAAAAAAUUAUAAUGGAUUAUUUACCAACUAUUGCAUAUCAGGAUACUGCUCUUGGUAUUAGUGUAUACCCUGCAACUAACAUAGUAAGAAAAUUUUCUACAAAAAAUUUAAUUAAUUUUCGUAAUCGUUUAUUUCAAACAUGUAAUAUGACGAUGGUCUGCACUGGAUCUAUUUAUCUAAAAGAAUUACAAAGAAUUGUUUGUAAACAUUUUGGAUGUAAUAUUGAGGAUUAUAAAUCAUCAUUUGGAGUUUCUAACAAACAACGAUUUUGUAAAGAUCCAAUUGAAUAUCGGUUCACAGCUGCUGAAAUGCGAUUAAGAGAUGAUGAUAAUGAAAUGGGAUAUGCAGCAAUAGGAUUUGAAGGAUCAAGUUAUAGAGAACGUGAAGAUUGCACUGCCCUUACUGUAGCUAAAGAAAUUGUAGGUUCUUGGGACAAGUCAGAUGGUGGAGCAAAUCAUAAUGCACCAUUUAUUGCCCACUAUGCAUACAAUACAGACUUAUGUUAUAUGUAUAAAUCCUUUUUUCAUCAUUGGGCACAGAGUACUAGUAUUUGGGGCUGUUAUUUCGUUUGUGACUAUUCAACUCUUUUGUAUAUGGUUCGUGCAUUACAAAAAGAGUGGAUGAAAUUAUGCACAACGAUAACCCAGAAAGAAGUAUCUAGAGCUAUUCAUCAAUGCAUUACAAAAGAUUUACUAAUACUAAAUGAUCCAGUAAAUCGUUUCUUUGACAUUGUUGAAAAUGUGUAUAGACAUGGAUGUUAUGAACCUGUUGAACAUAGGGUUGUGGAAUACGAGAAAGUAACAGCAGAUAAGAUAAGGGAAGUUUCUCAUAAAUACAUCUAUGAUCAGAGCCCAGUUGUUUUAGCUCUUGGCCGUAUUGAAGGUUUUCCCGACUAUACUCAUGUAAAAAAUGGUUUGUAUUUACUACGAUAUUAAGUGAUAAAGUAAUAUACUAAUUAUCCUUUGAAAAAAUAUUUAUAAUUUAUAAGUAUUUUGUACCAUGUAAGUUUCUGGUGACUCAAGCUAGAUUUUCCAUUUUCGCUAGAAAUAAAACCAAAAUCACGAAAUACAAUUAUGAUGUAUAUUUUCAAUAAUAAUUUUUGUAAUUUUGUAACUAUUUAAGAAAUAUAAUAAAAUUAAUGCACAUGCACAUGAA